AUGGAAAAGUUCUCAGCUUUCCGGGAUCCAGGAACAGGCAUUCAGCCUUUCCUGAAACCUGUUCCUCCGUUAGGUUCAGAAACACUCGCAUAUCUUGCUCUUCCAUUUGGUUAUGUUGUAGGAGCAAUCAGGCUUUCACUGAUUGUAGUUCUUGGUCUCUUAUAUGCCCUAGUUGUCAGAGGUUUCUGUCCAGUGCUCAUCGUAGUGCCACCGUUAUACAGAUUGGUUACUCAAUUUUUGACUGCGUUGAUAUGCCGGCUUGUGUUGCUUCUGAUAGGUCUUUGGUGGAUACCGGUAGACGUGGUAGCACGAAAACGCGGGAGGAGUCAAAAAUUAUCCGAAGAUUGGAAUCCGCAAGCAGGAGAUAUCAUUGUCUCGAACUGGGUUUCGUUCGUAGAGAUUCUAUGGUUAGCCUUCCGAUUCAACCCCGUAUUUGUGCUCCCGAUUCGCUCAUCUGCGGACACGACCUCUCCAGCCUCUGAGUCCCUUGCGUCACCUGUUCGUACCCCUGGCCGACGCACCGGUACUGGCUCAGCGGCACUUUCCUUGCCCUCAGCCCGCGCACCUUCGCCACGUGUCCCAAUCCGUGGCUUCCGAAGAGCUUCACUACUCUCCAUGCUACGUGCGACAGGCCAUGUCCCCAUUUCUGCUCAGCCUGGCACAGCAGAGCUGGAGAAAUUGCUGAGCAUGGAAGAAAUCAGGAACAAGGCGGAUAGGCCGGUUGUAGUUUUCCCCGAGUGCACUACCAGCAACGGCAGAGGCCUUCUCAGAUUUGCGGAGAUAUUCCGAGAGGUGAAGGUUCCCGUGACCAAGUUUAACGUAUUCGUGAUGUGUGUACGGUAUGAUCCGCCAACUGCCCUGCAGCCUACUUUGACACACUCCAUACCCUCCACUGUCAUCAAUCCGCUCCCGCACCUCCUUACUCUUGCAAUGUCCCUUGCUCCUCUCACCGUCUCUAUCCGACUCCUCGCACCUUCCGAAUCGCCCAGCUCAAGAGCAUUCCUCGCCAGCGAGUAUGUCACCGGAGAACAACCCGUUGAUCUUUUGUCAGAAGCCUGUACGUCCUUAAUAGCGCAUACUGGGAAAAUGAAGAGACUGGGGAUGGGAUGGGAGGACAAGGUCGCAUUUCUUGACUUUUACAACGGGAAGAAAAAAUAG
Molecule: messenger RNA, 1158 nt
Organism: Sparassis crispa
Lineage: Eukaryota; Fungi; Basidiomycota; Agaricomycetes; Polyporales; Sparassidaceae
Exons: 7
Coding region: 1-1158 (385 amino acids)
Source: RefSeq, a predicted model, not a curated record